Pantherophis guttatus is the source of this 5288-nucleotide messenger RNA. RefSeq names its product 1-phosphatidylinositol 4,5-bisphosphate phosphodiesterase gamma-1-like. Gene Ontology annotation, molecular function: calcium ion binding; phosphatidylinositol-4,5-bisphosphate phospholipase C activity; protein binding. The record is from RefSeq and is a predicted model, not a curated record. Gene Ontology annotation, cellular component: ruffle membrane. Lineage: Eukaryota; Metazoa; Chordata; Lepidosauria; Squamata; Colubridae. Gene Ontology annotation, biological process: phosphatidylinositol-mediated signaling; release of sequestered calcium ion into cytosol; phosphatidylinositol metabolic process.
CUUUCUUUCUUUCUUUCUUUCUUUCACUCUUAUGUGUAAGAUGAUGACCCUUUUCAAAUUCUCCCUCAGGGGACAGAAGGGGAGUACCCUCACCCUUGGAACCUGCCUCGGUCUCCCACCCAACCCCCAUCGCCAGGGCCCCCCUGGCCAUGUGCUGAGAGAUGUCCCUCUCCAGGCUGAACAGCUUCACCAAUGGCUUCCUGGAAGACCCCUCCCGGAUGGAGGCGGCCAACGGGGCGGAUAUGGCCCAGGUUCUCAAGUGCUUGGAGAUGGGCACCAUCCUGACCUUGUUCUACCAGAAGAAGUCCCAGAGGCCCGAACGGAGGAGCUUCCAAGUCCGGCCGAAGAGCCGUCAGAUCGUCUGGAGCCGAAGCCCUGAGAAGGUGGAGGGGGACGUGGACAUCAGGGAAAUCAAACAGAUCCGACCCGGGAAAAAUUCCAGGGAUUUUGAACGUUACCCGGAAGAAGCCCGGAAGUUGGACUCAACGUUGUGUUUUGUCAUCCUGUAUGGAACGGACUUCCGGCUGAAGACGCUGAGUGUUGCUGCUUUUUGCGAGGACGAUGUGACCCUCUGGGUGGCCGGGCUGAAUUGGCUGGUGACUGAUACGCAGCGAUCACCGACUCCUCUCCAGACUGAAAGAUGGCUGAGGAAGCAGUUCGACUCAAUGGACAGAUCUAGAGAAGGCAGCAUCAGCCAGAAAGAUCUGAAGGCCUUGUUACCUCAGGUCAACUACCGGGUUCCGAAUAUGCGUUUCCUACGAGAUAAACUUGUGGAGCUGGAGGUUCGUGGUGAUAUCACCUUCAGCCAUUUUACGCACUUCUACAAAAAUCUGAUGUUCGAUGCGCAGAAAUCGAUCAUCGAACAACUGGAGUUGUCCUUCCCUUUACGGAACAUGGAUCGGCCGGAACUCUGCCAAAUCACCUUAUACGACUUCCAGAAAUUCUUACAGUAUGAUCAAAAGGAAGCCUGGGCGAGUGACAUCGGUAAGGUACGCAGGUUUAUGUGCAGCUACCUGCAGGAUCGUUUUGCUGACAUGACGGAGCCCGUCUUCCAGCUGGAUGAAUUCCUGACGUUCUUGUUCUCCAAAGAAAACAUGCUGAUGGAUUCCAAGGGUGAGCAAGUGGUCCCUGAAGAAAUGAACUUCCCCUUGUCGCAGUACUGGAUCUCGUCUUCUCAUAACACGUAUCUCACGGGGGAUCAGUUCUCCAGCGAGUCCUCCCUGGAAGCCUAUGCCCGCUGCCUUCGGAUGGGCUGCCGAUGCAUUGAAUUGGAUUGCUGGGAUGGCCCUGAUGACCUGCCCAUCAUCUACCACGGCCACACGCUGACCUCCAAAAUCAAGUUCCUAGAUGUCUUGCACACCAUCAAGGAGCACGCCUUCACGACCUCCGAGUAUCCCAUCAUCCUUUCCAUCGAGGAUCACUGCAGCAUCGUCCAGCAGAGGAACAUGGCGUCCCACUUCAAGAAGGUCUUUGGCGACAUGUUGCUGACCAAACCGGUUGACGUCAAUGCUGACCAACUUCCUUCUCCUGCUCAGCUCAAGAAAAAAAUCCUCAUCAAGCACAAGAAGCUGGUGGAAGGCAACCUCUAUGAAGAAGUCUCCACGGCCAGCUACUCGGAGAACGACAUCAGCAACUCCAUCAAGAAUGGCAUCCUGUACCUGGAAGAUCCCAUUGACCAUACCUGGAGCCCCCACUACUUUGUCCUGACAAGCAACAAGAUCUACUACUCGGAGGAGACCUCCCACUACCAGUCCCAUGGGGAAGAGGAGGAGGAGGCGGAACAGAAGGAGGAGUUUAACAACAACGAGCUGCACUUUAGUGAGAAAUGGUUCCAUGGCAAACUGGGCGGGGGCCGCGACGGGCGUCAGAUUGCCGAACGCCUGCUGCACGAAUACUGCACCGAAACCGGGGGCAAAGAUGGCACUUUCCUCGUCCGCGAGAGCGAGACAUUUGUGGGCGACUACACUCUCUCUUUCUGGCGUUCCGGACGGGUCCAACACUGCCGCAUCCACUCGCGGCAAGAAGCCGGCACCACCAAGUUCUACCUGACCGACAACCUGGUUUUUGACAGCCUUUACAGCCUCAUCUGCCAUUACCGCGAGGUGCCGCUGCGCUGUAACGAGUUCGAGAUGCGCCUGACGGACCCCGUGCCACAGCCCAACGCCCAUGAGAGCAAGGAGUGGUACCACCCGAACCUGUCCCGUCUGCAGGCCGAGCACAUGCUGAUGCGGGUGCCCAGGGACGGCGCCUUCCUGGUGCGCAAGAGAAGCGAGGCCGACUCCUACGCCAUCUCCUUCCGGGCCGAGGGGAAGAUCAAGCAUUGCCGAGUCCAGCAGGAAGGGCGGCUUUUCACGCUGGGCAGCUCGGCGGAGUUCGAGAGCCUCCUUGACCUGGUCAGCUACUACGAGAAGCACCCGCUCUACCGCAAGAUGAAGCUGCGGUACCCCAUCAACGAGGAGACCUUGGAGAGGAUGGGCACGGCGGAGCUGGAUUAUGGGGCACUGUAUGAGGUGAGGAGCCCUCACUUUUACGUGGAAGCCAACAAGAUGCCCGUGGCCAGGUGUACCGUAAAGGCCUUGUAUGACUACAAAGCCCAGCGAGAAGACGAGCUCUCCUUCUGCAAACAAGCCAUCAUCCAUAACGUUGACAAGCAGGAUGGGGGAUGGUGGCGAGGAGAUUAUGGCGGGAAGAAGCAGCUCUGGUUCCCUGCUAACUACGUGGAGGAGACCUUGAGUGCCUCCGUGCCGGAGCAGGACGAAGCGUCGGUGGAGAACAGCCCUCUGGGGAACUUUCUGAAAGGCUUCAUCGACGUCCCGUCGUGCCACGUGGUUAUCUCGAAAGACGCCAGGAGCCCCAAACCCUUUGUCUUCACCAUCCAUUCUCAGCAGAUGACCCACCCAUCCCAGUCGCUGGACGUCGCCACGGAUACUCUGGAGGAGCUGAACGACUGGGUGGCCAAGAUCAGAGAGGUCACGCAGAACGCAGACGCUAGGAUGCAGGAAGGGAAGAUCAUGGAACGGAGGAAGAAGAUUGCCCUGGAGCUCUCAGAACUGGUCGUUUAUUGCCGUCCGGUGCCCUUCGAUGAGGAGAAGAUCGGCACAGAGAAAGCCUGUUACCGGGACAUGUCUUCCUUCCCGGAGACCAAGGCGGAGAAAUACGCCAACCGCAGCAAGGGGAAAAAAUUCCUGCAGUACAACCGGCGACAGCUCAGCCGCGUCUACCCCAAGGGCCAGCGCCUCGACUCCUCCAACUAUGACCCCCUGCCCAUGUGGAUCUGUGGCAGCCAGUUAGUGGCCCUCAACUUCCAGACGCCCGACAAACCGAUGCAGCUGAACCAGUCGCUCUUCAUGCUGGGCGGGCGCAGCGGCUACGUCCUGCAGCCGGACAUGAUGCGGGACGACGUCUUCGACCCUUUCGACAAGAGCAGCCUGAAGCACGUGGAGCCCAUCACCGUCCAGUUGCAGAUCUUAGGGGCCCGGCACCUGCCCAAAAAUGGCCGCAGCAUCGUUUGCCCGUUUGUGGAGGUGGAGGUGUGCGGCUCGGAGUUCGACAACAGCAAAAACAAGACGGAUGUCGUAGCCGACAACGGCCUCACCCCCCUCUGGCUGCUGAAGCAGUUCAUCUUCGACAUCACCAACCCCCAAUUCGCCUUUCUCCGCUUCGUGGUUUACGAGGAAGACAUGUUCAGUGACCCCAACUUCUUGGCCCAGGCCACCUUCCCCGUCAAAAGCCUCAAAACAGGCUACCGGUCGGUGCCACUGAAGAACAGUUACAGCGAGGAUCUUGAGCUGGCUUCUCUGCUGCUCCACAUUGAAAUCAUCAACGCCAAGGAAGAAGAUGACGAGAACUUGUAUUCCUCCAUCCAGCAACUCCGGGACCGAGCGAACGAGCUCUCCAACCAGGUUUCGAACCUGGAGCACAGCAACAACUGCGACGCGCGCUACCAGCAGCGGCUGGAUGAGCUGAGGUUGGCGCAGGAGCAACUCAUGGAGCUAACCGAAGCACGCAACAGGAAGUUGAUGGAGAAGAAGAAGCGAGACCGGCAAAUGGCCAACAAGCGUAACUGAUCGGCACCGGACUUCCCUGGUCUGCCGCUGUGUCUCUUCUUCAGCCUUCCAAGAGACAUCCUUCAGGCCCUUCACCGAAUCCUGCCGGCUUCCCGGGCCGCGGGGACAAGGCCCCCUCGGCUGGAAUUCUCUUUGGGCAUAGAAAGCAGGAAUCCUGGCCUACUAUUUUCUCAUGAAACCGGCCGGCUCAACCCUUCCUGCCUUGGAAGAAUGCCGUUCUCACCGUCAUUCUCUUCUUUGACACAUUUCAUCAGGGCUCUGUCUUAAUCCACUUUUUUUGUGGGGGGUCCCCUUUCCUGGUGGAUCGGGAAAGAGGAGCCUUUAUGAUGUUUUUUUUAAUUAUUAUUAAUUAUUAUUCUUUUUUUUUUGGCUUUGGUGCAACUAAGGCAGUUAGCAAAGUGCCUCUAAUCUAACUUUCCCCAGAGAAUGUGGGUUUUGCACAGGAGAAACUCGGUGGGGCCAGAUGAGAAGGGGAAGAGAUUGGGGGGAGGGGGGGCAGCAGAGGGAUAUGAGGGAGUCUCAGAGGAUUGGCCUGCCGGAUCCUAAAGGAUCCCUGCCACAUUCAGCUCUUGAGGAUCAAGUCUUGGACGCGAGCGAGAGAGGCUGAGAGCAAUUUCCCAGUGGCGUUGUGUUCUGCUUUGCAAGCCUGCCUUCCCAUCCUAAAUUCCAAAUUGUGCCAGAGGCAAAGCCCCACACACCUCUCUCCGCAGACCAUCGUGGUGCCCAGUGGGCAGCCUUGGGUAUAUUUAUUUAUUUAUUGUGGAGUAUGGAAGAAAAAAAAUCUCCCCUUCCCCACCAAUAACCGUCCCGGAAGUCUGUGGAGGCCGAUUCGGAGAAAUGUCACUUGCAGAAAGAAAUAUUUUCAUUUUUGCUAUUCCUUGUGGCCUCCUUUCCCUUGGAGACGCCCUUUCUUCUUCCUUGACGGUCACGUCGGGGACAAUCUAAGGCAGGCAGGCGUUAUUUGGAAACCAAGUCAGGGAAAGACAAAGCCGCCGCAGAGACGUGGCACCUGAAGAGCAAAGCACGAUCCGGGCGCAAAAGAUAGUCCAUCGUCCUUUCCCCAAAGCGGCCUCUCCAGAUUCCUCUUCGGGAUCCCCCCAAAAAGGCGCUUGUCUUUCGGCUGAACUGCUUCCAGCCUUCGGCUCUUCUUUAAAAGGCAUAAUCUUUAUUUUUCUCUUGCUGCGAUCUGCAUUUGGUCUUAACGCUGGCUGUUGAAGGGAG